Messenger RNA from Mugil cephalus (flathead mullet), 2122 nucleotides. RefSeq names its product acidic amino acid decarboxylase GADL1-like. The transcript has 15 exons. The coding region runs from base 94 to 1677 and encodes 527 amino acids. Gene Ontology annotation, molecular function: carboxy-lyase activity; pyridoxal phosphate binding. The record is from RefSeq and is a predicted model, not a curated record. Gene Ontology annotation, biological process: carboxylic acid metabolic process. Gene Ontology annotation, cellular component: cytoplasm. NCBI's taxonomy places the organism in Eukaryota, Metazoa, Chordata, Actinopteri, Mugiliformes, Mugilidae.
GAAAUGUUGAAACGUCAUUAUGAGGAACCAAAACGUAUAAAUACUGCAUAACUGCUCAGUAACCACCACUGGCAAUAAAGCUGCAUCAAAGAAAUGGCAUUGAACAUGGAAAAAGACAUCAAGGGGGCGAAUCUCAGUGAAAACCAAGGCCCGAGGAACAAUCAUGAACACCAACCAAAAUGUUCUGCGGAUGUUAUUGACAACGUCCGUCUCAAUGAUCCUGGUGUGGACCCACUGGAAGCAGAGAACUUCCUUCGCCAAACCAUGGCCAUGAUUAUGGAGGAAGCGGUGAAGAAGGCCAUCGAUGUUAAAGAAAAGGUUUGCGAGUGGCAGUCCCCCGAGCAGCUGAAGGAAUUGCUUGAUCUGGAGCUAGGAGAAGGAGGGGAGUCCGAGUCCAAGAUCUUGCAGCGCUUAAGAGACACCAUCAAAUACAGCGUCAAGACCACCCAUCCUCGUUUCUUCAAUCAGCUCUACGCUGGGAUGGAGCCCUACUCUCUGGGGGCAAGUUUCAUUGCUGAGGCCCUCAAACCCAGUCUGUACACAUAUGAGGUGGCUCCAGUCUUUAGCCUCAUGGAGGAAGCUGUGUUGAGAAAGAUGAUGGAGCUGGUGGGCUGGGAGGAAGGAGGUGAUGGGAUCUUCAAUGCAGGUGGUUCGAUGUCCAACAUGUACGCCUUAAAUUUGGCAAGGUACCGUCACUGUCCAGACAUUAAAGAGCGUGGGCUCUGUGCUUCCCCACGACUCGUUCUAUUCACAUCACAGGAGUGUCAUUACUCUAUUUCCAAAGCCGCAGCUUUACUGGGAAUCGGCACUGACAAUGUCUGUGCGGUGCUUUCUGAUGAAAGGGGAAAGAUGAUUCCUUCUGCUCUGCUGGAGCAAAUAGAAUCUGCUAAACGUGAGGGUGCCGUUCCCUUCAUGGUAAACGCCACAGCAGGGACCACGGUGCUUGGAGCGUUUGAUCCCAUCGAAGAAAUCGCCGACAUCUGUGAGAAGCACAACCUGUGGCUGCACGUGGAUGCAUGCUGGGGAGGAGCAGUUCUUGUAUCUAAGAAGCAUAAACACUUGGUCAAAGGCAUCCACAGAGCUGACUCUGUUGCCUGGAAUCCUCACAAGAUGUUGAUGGCAUGUCUGCAGUGCUCCGCUUUCCUGGUCAGAGACAAAACAAGUCUCCUCCAGCGCUGCCACUCUGCUCGGGCCUCCUACCUCUUCCAGCAGGAUAAGUUCUACGACGUCAGCUAUGACACUGGGGACAAGUCGGUCCAGUGCAGCAGGAAACCGGAUGCCUUCAAGUUUUGGCUCAUGUGGAAGGCUCUGGGAAACAAAGAGCUGGAGCGAAGGGUGGACCGAGCGGUCGCCAUGGCCAAGUACCUUGCACAAGAAAUCAAGAAAAGAGAAGGAUUUCGUUUGGUGAUGGAACCUGAAUACACAAAUGUUUCCUUCUGGUACGUUCCACCGAGUCUGAGGAACCUCCCCGACAGCCCUGAACUCUGGAAGAAGCUCCAAGGGGUGGCUCCGGUGGUGAAAGAGCGCAUGAUGAAGAAGGGCAGCAUGAUGAUUUGCUACCAGACCCACGGCGACAAACCCAACUUCUUCAGGAUGGUGGUCAUCAACCCUCAGGUCAGCAGGGUGGACAUGGACUUUGUCCUGGAUGAGAUACACAAUCUGGGAAAGGACUUGUGAAGAAAGACUCACCUGACAGCAACAGAUUUGGUCAUCAUUGGUAUACUGUUACCACCACUGCACAUUUCUUGUUGGAUUCUUUGUUGUAAGAGACCAGAGUGCAGAUAUUUCUGCAAACACUACCAGUUUCAGGUGUCAAAUAUGUCAUAUGUACUACAUGUUGGAUGCAAGACUGCCUUUGCACUUGUUUUGUCGUUCCUGAAUAACUAUCAUCUGAAUUAAUUGCUGUAUAUUUAAAUGUUAUUAGUAUCCGACGAGUAUCUGUUUAUAAUUACUGACUUUAAGUUGUUUUGCUGUCUGUUAAAAAGAUGUGAAUGUGAGAAAAAUAGAGAAGUUCUAGAAAAGCGUCUGUGAACCACCUGCUGUUUUUUAUAAGCUGAAUUUGUUUUUGUGUAAUGCAAUUUUCAAUAUUUGAAAGAAAUUAAUAAAAAUCAACAACCCCGGG